UUGUUUCAUUUUAGGUAUUUGUUUACCUCAAUUCAUUCAUGUGUUUUUUAUGUUAAUCUUUUUUACCAAUUGUUAUUUUUCAACUAAAUAGUUUGUUUCAACCAUGGCAAUGUUGCCAAAUGUUCCACAUCCUGGAGCACUCGUCUCUAAAAAGAAGAAAGCAUUCAUAGGUUUACCAGCUCCUUUGGGUUAUGUUGCUGGAGUUGGUCGUGGUGCUACCGGAUUUACGACUAGAUCUGAUAUUGGUCCUGCUCGAGACCCAUCGGAUGUCCCUGAUGAUCGCCAUUUGCCUCCUAAGAAGUUUAAAAAGCCAAAUUCUUCAGGGAAAUUUGAAGAAGAAGAGGAAGAAGAGGAAGAUCUGAACGAAUCAAAUUAUGAUGAAUUUGCUGGUUACGGUGGAUCAUUGUUUAGUAAAGAUCCUUAUGAUAAAGAUGAUGAAGAAGCCGAUGCUAUUUAUGAGUCGGUUGAUAAGAGAAUGGAUGAAAAACGCAAAGACUAUAGGGAAAAUAAACUGAGAAAAGAACUGGAAAAAUAUCGUCAAGAAAGACCCAAAAUUCAACAACAAUUCAGUGACUUGAAAAGGGAACUUGCUGUACUCUCGGAAGAGGAAUGGAUGAAAAUUCCUGAAGUUGGUGAUUCCAGAAAUAAGAAACUACGUAAUCCUCGCGCCGAGAAAUUUACACCUUUACCUGAUUCUGUAUUAGCUCAUAAAGCUAGCUUAGCUGGUCCUGAUAAUAUUUCUAUUGAUCCUAAUACUGGUAUGGUUACACCUAUGUCUUCUGGCAUUGCCACUGGUCUCACUACUCCUGGAGACUUAGACUUAAGAAAAAUCGGACAGGCUCGUAACACUUUAAUGGACAUUAGAUUAAACCAAGUUUCUGAUUCAGUGACUGGCCAAACCGUUGUCGAUCCCAAAGGUUAUUUAACUGAUCUUCAAUCUAUGAUACCUACUCACGGUUCUGAUAUAAAUGAUAUAAAGAAAGCUCGUCUUUUGUUAAAAUCCGUUCGAGAAACCAAUCCUAACCAUCCACCUGCUUGGAUUGCUUCGGCACGUUUAGAAGAAGUCACAGGUAAAUUGCAAACUGCCAGAAGUCUUAUAUUACAAGGCUGUGAAAUGUGUCCCAAAUCUGAAGAUGUUUGGUUAGAAGCUGCUCGUCUUCAGCCUCCUGAUCUAGCUAGAGCUCUUAUUACUAAAGCUGUUAGACAAUUGCCCCAGUCAGUUCGAAUUUGGAUAAAAGCAGCUGAUCUCGAGGUAGAACUGAAAGCCAAGAAAAAAGUUUUCCGAAAAGGUCUGGAACAUAUACCUGGUUCAGUUAGACUGUGGAAAGCUGCUGUUGAGCUUGAGGAGCCGGAAGAUGCAAAAAUUCUUUUAAGUAGAGCUGUCGAAUGUUGUCCUACGUCUGUUGAUCUUUGGUUAGCUCUUGCUCGAUUAGAAAACUACGAAAAUGCAAGAAAAGUAUUGAAUAAAGCCAGAGAAAAUAUUCCAACCGAUAGACAAAUCUGGAUAACGGCUGCUAAACUUGAGGAGGCUUAUGGUAAAGAGGUUGCUGCUGAAGCUAUCAUUGGCAAAGCAUUAAGAUCACUGGCUGCUAAUGGAGUUGAAAUCAAUAGAGAGCAUUGGAUGAAUGAUGCCAUUGAUACUGAAAAAUCAGGAUCAAUUAAAACUUGUCGUGCUAUAAUUAAGUCUAUCGCCCAUAUUGGUGUAGAAGAUGAAGACAAAAAACAUACUUGGAUGGAAGAUGCAGAAAAUUUUGCUAAUCAAGGUGCUUGUGAAUGUGCACGAGCUAUUUUCGAAAUUGCAAUUAAAACUUUCCCUAUGAAAAAAAGUGUUUGGCUUCGUGCUGCUUACUUUGAGAAUCAUGGAACAAGAGAAACUUUGGAAAAACUUUUGGCUGAAGCUGUCAAGACCUGUCCUAGAGCUGAAAUAUUAUGGCUUAUGUUAGCUAAGAGUAAAUGGCUAGCUAAAGAUAUUGAAGGAGCCCGGCAAACGCUUUCCGAUGCAUUCAAGGCAAAUCCUAAUUCCGAAGAGAUUUGGUUAGCUGCUGUGAAACUUGAAUCUGAAUUGUCUGAAUAUUCAGGUGCCAGAAAGCUUCUAACUAAAGCUCGUGCUUCUGCUCCUUCAGCUAGAGUUUUCAUGAAAUCGGCUAAACUCGAGUGGGCUUUAGGUCAAAAUGAAGACGCACUCAAGCUAUUAAAUGAAGGAGUAAAAGAUUACCCGACAUACCCUAAACUUUGGAUGAUGAUUGGACAAAUUGCCCAAAGUGAAAGCAAAUUUGACGAUGCUCGUCUGGCCUAUCAACAGGGAAUCAAAUUUAAUCCAACUUCGAUUCCUCUUUGGCUGUUACUUUCUCGACUUGAAGAGAGUUGUGGUACUUUGGUCAAAGCGCGGUCAGUUAUGGAAAAGGCUCGUCUUAAAAAUCCUAAAAAUGAUCAACUUUGGCUUGAAGCAAUUAGGAUUGAAGUGAGAGGUAGUCCAAGUGGGAAAGAUGUUGCUAUGGUCAUGAUGGCUAAAGCUUUACAAGAAUGUCCAAACUCUGGAAUUUUAUGGGCUGAAGCUAUUUUCAUGGAAAAUCGACCUCAAAGAAGAAGUCGUUCUUAUGACGCUCUAAAAAGAUGUGAACAUGAUCCUCAUGUAUUGUUAGCUGCCACUAAACUUCUUUGGGUAGAAAGAAAAUUGCCUAAAACAAGAGAAUGGUUUCAUCAAACUAUCAAAGUUGAUCCUGAUUUUGGUGAUGCUUGGGGAUAUUUCUAUAAAUUUGAAUUGAUGCACGGAACUGAAGCUCAACAACAAGAAGUUAAAAAUAAAUGUGUUGACACUGAACCUCGUCAUGGAGAAAAUUGGUGCAAAAUAUCUAAGGAUAUAAAAAAUUGGAAACUGAAAACAGACGAAAUUCUUGCUUUACUUGCUCAUAAUUUACCGAUUCCCACAUAAGACAUACUAACACUUGAAAAUUUUGAACACGUGAAAAUACUCACAAAUUUUAUUGUCAGAAUGAACAAAUGAAAAGCAUUACAAUAUUGAUUAAAAGUUGAAAAUUCA
Molecule: messenger RNA, 3040 nt
Organism: Tetranychus urticae (two-spotted spider mite)
Lineage: Eukaryota; Metazoa; Arthropoda; Arachnida; Trombidiformes; Tetranychidae
Gene: Prp6
Product: pre-mRNA processing factor 6
Biological process (GO): spliceosomal tri-snRNP complex assembly; mRNA splicing, via spliceosome
Cellular component (GO): catalytic step 2 spliceosome; U4/U6 x U5 tri-snRNP complex
Molecular function (GO): protein binding
Source: RefSeq, a predicted model, not a curated record